Drosophila suzukii is the source of this 623-nucleotide messenger RNA. RefSeq lists its product as uncharacterized. NCBI's taxonomy places the organism in Eukaryota, Metazoa, Arthropoda, Insecta, Diptera, Drosophilidae. The record is from RefSeq and is a predicted model, not a curated record.
UGUUCGGUUAGUUUGAAAAUGAUUUUCACUUUUUAUGGUUGUUUUUGGGCCUUCCUGUGGACAGGGGUCUUUGUCUUAGCUGCAGAUCAGGAGGUAAUAUUAAUAUAAGGUAGUCAAAAAUAUACUAAUUCAUGGAUAUACCACAGCAACCGCCUGUUUUUAGGAGGGGAGGAUCCAAAUUCAUCAUGGAAUCUCUUCUCACCAGUUGUGAUAACAACUUUGUGGACAAUUUUCGAAAAGUUCCCAACAAGGUGGAUAUCUACACCUUUCGCGUAGUGAAACUGGCUUCAGCCUUUACCAUUAAUAUAGCUGUGAGGGUCCUGAAAACGAAGAGAGUAAUGUACAAAGUGGAUAACCUAGAUGGGUGUCAAUUCCUAAUGAAUCCCCUGAUGAAUCACGUUUUUGGUUCUGUGUACAAGCGGUUAAUCGUCAAUGGCACUUUCUUUAGCUGCCCAAUAAAGCCGGGUGUGUAUUACCUCAGGAACGAGGGCUCGGUGGACAUGUUGCCCAGUUUUCACCCUCCCGGAAGAUAUCAGAUCACCAUGCGCAUCAGGAUGCACGAAAGUAAAGCACCCUUCGUGAUGGAGAUGCUGUGGAUAUAUAAUGUAGUUCGAAUAAAGUAA